Messenger RNA from Lolium rigidum, 1269 nucleotides. RefSeq names its product arginine decarboxylase-like. Gene Ontology annotation, molecular function: catalytic activity. The coding region runs from base 91 to 1269 and encodes 392 amino acids. The record is from RefSeq and is a predicted model, not a curated record. NCBI's taxonomy places the organism in Eukaryota, Viridiplantae, Streptophyta, Magnoliopsida, Poales, Poaceae. The transcript has a single exon.
GAUGCUUAGAACCGGGCGGCUCAACUGUUUGGAUCAUCGAAAACAUGGUUCCUGGUCAAUGGGAGUACCUGUGGAAUCCAGGCCGCAGUGAUGGCUACCUGCUCCCCAGGUGACUUCCUCAUUGUUCCUCGAAACUGCCACAUUUCAGUGAUCUCUGCACUGGUUCUGUCUGGUGCGGUGCGUAAGUAUAUAGUACCAGAGUACAAUUAUGUGUGGGACAUCGCUGGUGGUAUCACGCCGUCACAGGUAGAUAGAGCACUGAAGGAGCUUGAGAAGGAUGGGAAAAAAAUAGGUGUUGUUCUUGUUACUUCACCGACCUAUCAUGGCAUAUGCAGCAAUGUCCAAGGCAUCGUUGAUGUUUGUCAUCCGUUGCACAUUCCAGUUAUAGUUGACGAGGCACAUGGUGCGCAUUUCAGGUUCCAUGACAGUUUUCCAAGCACAGCGAUUGAGCAAGGUGCUGACUUGGUUGUGCAAUCCACACAUAAGGUUCUGAGCUCGCUUACACAGUCCUCGAUGCUUCACAUGGCUGGAGGUCUCGUGGAUGCAGAUAAAGUGAGCCAAUGCCUCCAGUUGCUCCAGAGCUCAAGCCCAAGCUACCUCCUCCUUUCAUCUUUAGAUGCUGCAAGAGCUCAGUUGAGCGAGAACGUGAAAUAUUUUGAUGAGCCAGUGGAUAUGGCUUUACAAACAAAAGACCAGCUGAGGCUAAUCCCAGGGAUAUCUGUCCUGGACUUGUCAAACUUUGUUUCUGACUUCCCUUCUAUUGACCCCUUGCGUAUCACACUAAGUGCGUCAGAUCUACAUUUAUCUGGAUACGAAGCAGAUGAUGUUUUCGCUGAAGAGCAUCAAAUUGUAUCUGAGCUUGUCGGUACAAAGGCAGUGACAUUUGCAGUCAACUUAGGGACCAGACGACAAGAUGUUGAAAAGCUUGUACAGUGUGCAAAUCAUCUUUCAGAAAAAUACUUCUCUGGAAAUGAAUCCAGAGUUGGAAAACAUAAUUAUGUUGGUAGCCCAUUAGAUAAGUUUUCUGUCAAGCUGACUCCAAGAGAGGCAUUCUUUACAAAGAAAAGAAGAGUGUGCCUUGAGGACAGCUUUGGCGAGAUAUGUGGUGAGCUUAUCUGCCCGUAUCCACCAGGUAUCCCUGUACUGAUUCCUGGUGAGGUCAUAACGCAGGAUUCGAUGUCUUACUUAAUGAACAUCAGAUACCAGGGCAUAACAAUCAGUGGUGCAGCUGAUGUUGAACUCAAGUCGAUUAUGGUAUGCAGCUUGUGA